Molecule: messenger RNA, 1309 nt
Organism: Gossypium raimondii (Peruvian cotton)
Lineage: Eukaryota; Viridiplantae; Streptophyta; Magnoliopsida; Malvales; Malvaceae
Product: probable protein phosphatase 2C 72
Exons: 5
Coding region: 101-1132 (343 amino acids)
Biological process (GO): protein dephosphorylation
Molecular function (GO): protein serine/threonine phosphatase activity
Source: RefSeq, a predicted model, not a curated record
GCGCGUUACGGAGUCCUUAAAUACAUGAUUGAGGAAACUAUUUCACAAAGUCCAUUGGAAAUUAAUUAAUUUUUUUUGUGUGUGUGUUAAUUGAGUUGAGAUGGGAAUCUGCAUAUCCGUUGCAUCUUCAGAGAUUCACGAGGCCGAUGACUGUCAUCACGAAAACGUUGUCUUCUUGGCUGAAAACAUCGCUUCCCUUGGAACUCAAGGACUUGGCUCUCUUUAUACUAAACAAGGAAGCAAAGGGCUAAACCAGGAUGCUGCCAUCCUUUAUCAGGACUAUGGAAUAGAAGGUGGAGCAUUUUGUGGAGUUUUUGAUGGUCAUGGGAAGAACGGUCACUUAGUGAGCAAUAUGGUGAGAAAUAGGUUGCCAUCACUUUUGUUAAACCAAAAGAAUGCUCUGGAAAAGAUUAGAACAGCAGCAGAUGAUAAGAGUUUUCAACAUCAAGUCGCAAAAACAGACGUCAAAUCGAUACCAAACAAGGAUUUUCUUAAUUGGCAAGAAGCUUGUAUCGGUGCUUUCAAGGUGCUGGACAAGGAGAUAAUGCUUCAAGAGAAUUUGGAUUGUUCCACCAGUGGAACCACCGCAGUUGUUGUUGUCAGACAGAGUGAAGAUCUUGUUAUUGCAAACGUUGGCGAUUCAAGAGCAGUGCUAGGAGCAAUAACCGAGAACGGGAUCAAGGCUGUUCAAUUAACCACUGAUUUGAAGCCUGGUUUACCAAAUGAAGCAGAAAGAAUAAGAAAUUGCAACGGAAGGGUCCUUGCUUUAAAGGGAGAACCACAUAUCCAGCGUGUAUGGCUGCCCCAUGAAGAUUCUCCAGGCUUAGCCAUGUCUCGAGCUUUUGGUGAUUUCCUACUCAAGAACCACGGAAUAAUUGCAGUCCCUGACGUCUUCCGUCAUCACUUAACCCCAGAUGACCAGUUCAUUGUUCUCGCAACAGAUGGGGUAUGGGACGUGCUCAACAACAACCAAGUUGCCUCCAUAGUGAUGGAAGCAGAAAGUGAGCAGGAGGCGGCAAAGGCGGUGGUGGAAGCGGCUACCGCCUCAUGGAAAAAGAAGUUCCCAUCUUCAAAAGUAGAUGACUGCACCGUGGUUUGCCUCUUCUUCCACAAGAAGCAAAAGCCAAGCUAAAUAGUUGUGUGGCAGAGAGGAACAUAUGUUUUCAAACACCCGUUUGUGAGCUGUGACUAAUUUGUUAACCAGCGUUAACUAUUCCAAAGAUUGAGAUGCUCUUUGGUCCAGUGAAUUGUAACCAUGUUGUAUCCAUUACGUUGGCAUGAUAACGAGUUCGGAACCAGUCAGUUUCAA